CCUAAAUCAGCCGCCCUAGCAAUCCCAUUCAUAAUUUCCGAUAGCGUAUUUUGUUUCUACUGAUAUCUACUUUGAAUUUAUUUAUUUCUUCUAGAAGAAAAUGGAUACAUCGAAUCCGGCGGCUUUUGUCAACGCGGAGUUGCUGCGGAUGUAUGUAGGCCGUAGGGUUCGCGCAGUGAUUCAGGUGCUCAGAAACGACGGCGGCUCAAUUUUUGGAAAAUCGACCAAUGAGCAGGAAUUGGUUAUCAAGGGGCACCCCCCUAACCCCCCCACGACUUUUGUUGAGGUUAUCGGCAUCGCUGACAGCAAUCGAUCUAUUCAGGCUGAGAUUUGGACUAACUUUGGUGACAAUUUCGAUGUCUCAAGCUACAAUACUGUUUGUCAACUUGCAAAUGGGGAUUUCAAACACCUGUUCAUCUAAGCUGUUAUCUUGUCUGCAGCCGUAAAGAUUGAAUCUGCAUUUACAUCUCACAAGUAGGGCAGUUCUUGACUUCGUGACUGAAUGUUGUGGUCUGUUUUUUUGAUAUCUACAUAGAAGAAUUCGAAUCUUUUAAGCCUUCUUGUGUUGUUAGCUACUUUCUAACGCAUGUUCUGUUUGAAUGUUGCUUGAUAUAUCAACCCAGAAAUCUCAUUAAUA
Salvia splendens (bonfire salvia) is the source of this 637-nucleotide messenger RNA. RefSeq names its product replication protein A 14 kDa subunit B. The transcript has 2 exons. NCBI's taxonomy places the organism in Eukaryota, Viridiplantae, Streptophyta, Magnoliopsida, Lamiales, Lamiaceae. The coding region runs from base 101 to 421 and encodes 106 amino acids. Gene Ontology annotation, cellular component: nucleus. Gene Ontology annotation, molecular function: DNA binding. Gene Ontology annotation, biological process: DNA recombination; DNA replication; DNA repair. The record is from RefSeq and is a predicted model, not a curated record.